Trichosurus vulpecula (common brushtail) is the source of this 3117-nucleotide messenger RNA. RefSeq names its product beta-1,4-N-acetyl-galactosaminyltransferase 2 (gene B4GALNT2). Gene Ontology annotation, biological process: UDP-N-acetylglucosamine metabolic process; UDP-N-acetylgalactosamine metabolic process. The coding region runs from base 44 to 1687 and encodes 547 amino acids. The record is from RefSeq and is a predicted model, not a curated record. The transcript is spliced from 11 exons. Gene Ontology annotation, cellular component: Golgi membrane. Gene Ontology annotation, molecular function: hexosyltransferase activity. NCBI's taxonomy places the organism in Eukaryota, Metazoa, Chordata, Mammalia, Diprotodontia, Phalangeridae.
GUUCGUCUGUAAAGUUCAGUUCUGAGCACUCAAGUCAUUUGGCAUGUCCGACUUGGAAUGCUCCCUUGACAACAUUAAAUUUGGGAAUUUUCACCAACAAUCUACUCAGCCCUCGCGGUGUCAGACCCUUUGCACCCGCGUCCGCCCAGUUCAGGAAGCUGAGAAGGAAACUGCUGCCUGCUGGAGAUCCCUAAAGCAAUGGCUCCAUCUCAAAUGGUUACUGGUGUUUUGCCUUUUGUUGAUUUGUGGUCUCUUGCAAGUCUUCAGAAAUCUCCAGGAAUCCCAGGAAUCCCUACUGAAGUCAAAAUUUCCACCUCCCUUUGCCUUGAAGUUAUUGUCCCAGGAGGAACUCAGGAAACUCUUUAACUAUGAUGGACUCUGGUUGUUCCCCCAAAGGCAGUGUGAAUGUGAAAAGCAAUCAGGGAACUACAUCUUUCAAGAAUCCUACAACAAGAGUGAACUUGAAGCAGUGAAAAUCAGGAGAAAGGCAGAAUUUGAACACUUCCAAAGGAGAGAAGGGCUGCCCCACCCUCCACCUUUGCUGGCCCAGCCAAACAUCCCUUUUGGGUAUCCUGUCCAUGGGGUGGAGGUGAUGCCUCUUCACACAAUUCUGAUCCCAGGCCUGAAAUUUGAUGGAACAGAAGUACCAUUGUACAAGGUUACCCUGAAGGCCUCAUUAGGGACCCUGAAUACUCUUGCUGACACCCCAGACAAUGAGGUGCUGGGUAGAGGACAGAAGCAGCUGACCGUAUUGACCCCCUCCAAAAAUCGCCUGAAUUUUAUCCUGCAGCAUGUGACAUACACCAGCACUAUCUACCAGUCAGGAGCUAUGGACAUUGUGAGUAUUGGGUUUGGGAGCUCAGUGGCUAAGUUUCCUGUGAAUGUCAACCAGCCUACCAUCCCCAAGUUAUUUGACCCUGGGCCAGAGAGGAAGCUCAGGAACCUGGUGACCAUUGCUACUAAGACUUUCCUCCGACCCCACAAACUCAAGAUUUUACUUAAGAGUAUCCGGGAGUAUUACCCAGACGUGACUGUGAUUGUGGCCGAUGACAGUGAGAAGCCAGAGAAGAUCGAUGACAUUUAUGUGGAGCAUUACAUCAUGCCCUUUGGAAAGGGUUGGUUUGCAGGCAGGAAUUUGGCUGUGUCUCAGGUCAGCACAAAGUAUGUGCUGUGGGUGGACGAUGACUUUCUUUUUACAAAAAUGACCAAGAUUGAGGCACUGGUAGAUGUCCUAGAGAAAACAGAGCUGGAUGUGGUUGGAGGCAGUGUGUCCGGGAAUAUGUUCCAGUUUAAGCUACUGAUGGAACAAGGUGAGGAUGGAGACUGCAUACACAAGAGGUCAGGCCAUUUCCAGGCCCUGGAUGGCUUCCCCAACUGUGUAGUGACCAGUGGUGUUGUCAAUUUCUUCCUGGCUCACACCGAAAGACUCCAAAGAGUUGGAUUUGAUCCCCGACUGCAGAGAGUGGCGCACACAGAGUUUUUCAUCGAUGGGCUAGGGAUUCUUCGUGUUGGAUCAUGCUCAAAUGUGAUUGUGAAUCAUCAGUCCCACACCCCAGCUUCUGACUCAGAUCAAGCUGCCCUGGAAAAAGCCUACAGUCGGUUCCGAACUAACACUCAGAAUCAGGUCAAGUUCAAGUUGGCCCUCCACUACUUCAAGAACCAUCUCCAGUGUUACACUCAGAGAUGAGGUUGUGGAAGAUGUAGAAUGGGCCAAUGAGACUCUUCCAUGUACCUUAUCCACGUACCAUAUCCACAUACCUUAUUAUGGAAUGGACCUGUCAGUAGUGAAAUGGCCAAAGUGGCAGCUAGAAAAAAUGGACUAAUUGAUUAAAAAAAAAGGAACCAUGGAAUGGGUGAUUUGGUAGGAAGGGCAAUUGGGUUAAGAUCAAUCUGUGGUUGGGGCUAUGAGCCUACUGGUGUUCAAGGUGGCAUGGAAUAUAUAAUGAUAAUAAUAUUGACACUUAUAUAGAGUUUUAAUAUUUAUGAAGGUUUUUACCCACAACAAUCCUAUGAGAAUACAGUGAAAAUAUUAUCAUCCCCAUCUUAUAACAUGAAAAAGAUGAGGAUCAGAUUUGCUCAAAGCCAUAGUUACCUUUUCUUUGAACCAUAUCAGACUUGUUGAUAGAAUUAUCAACAUGUCAGCCAUAGUGCUAAUACUAAUACUAGUACUUCAUGACAUGGAGGUUCUAAGAAUCCUUUUUUAGAAAAUAUGGAAUAACUGCAACAGAAUAUUUGUGGGCUUCGGCUGCAUGGACCAUGUUUACCACAUGCCAAUAACCCAACUGUGUUGGUGUAGAGGUUUAUAUAAUAUUCAUUGAGCACAAUUUGAGACACUAAUAAUUUUAUGUAGCAAAGACAAUUUUUAUCAUAUUUGAAUAACUUCUCAAGCAAUGGCUUCUUCUGGAAAGAAUAUUAGUAAUUAUAUGCAUACUUUAAAAAAAUUUUCAAUGAUCCCAAGUCCAGACGCGGUUUUUAUACAAAGUCACUUUGAUUUUCCAUGAUGCCAUUUCCAAAAUGAAGUAGCAGGAUGCUCUUAGCACAAAAAUCUAUAUGUUAAUCUUUGUUCUUGUACCCUCAACUAGGAGAGAGAAACAACUCUAUAUUUUCACAACUGUAAGAGAACUCAGGAAGGAAUUUGCUAGCAAUGGGGGAUGAUCAUUGAUCGUGAUUUGGACCUGGUACAGUGGUAGUGGGAGAAGUCUCCAUUUGUCAUCUGGAUCAUCUAGAUCGGAAGUCUUAACCUUUUCCAUGUUUCAUGGACCCCUCUGGUAGUCUGGUGAAGACUAUAGGUUUCUUUUCAGGACAACAUUUUUAAACGCAUAAAGGAAAACAUGCAGGAUUACAAAGAAAACAAAACAUAUUGAAAUAUAGUUAUUCACUUUUUUCAAAAAUUUCUGGACUCCCAGGUUAAGAACUCCUAUUCUAGACCUUUGAAAGACAACUCUUGAGAGCUUUUCUCAGUUAUUAUAGAUUCAUGGAGGAGAUGGGAAGAGGAUUCCUUAAUCCAGGAAGGCAUGGAAUCGUUUUAAAGUUGCUUUUCCUCAUUGGUUCUGUGAUGAUCUUCUAAAUGAGUUUUUAAUUCUUAAAUUAUAUCCUUAAUAAAAAAAAAUCUUAGGC